AUGGAUGUAGCGUCGUUGGUCAUCAUGUGGAAUGGAGAAUGGAAUGAUAAUACGUACGUAGAGGGUAAUAAGAUGUGUAUGGGGGCCUACAAGAAUGUGACUUUUAUUGAAUUGGUUGAGACUGUUUACACAGUGACAGGAAUUGAUAAAACAAGGUAUAACAUCAACAUGCAUUUUGUAACGGAACCCUCAACCAGUCUUCCAGCUAGUGAGUUCCUUAUGAAGGAUGACCAUGGUGUCAAGUUUAUUAUGUUCGAUGAAAGCAGAUAUAAAGUGAUCUAUGUUGAUAUGAUUUGCAAAAAUGCUGGAGUUUCUAACCUACAUAGUCAGCCACAAAACCAAUUGCCUUCAUACAGUUGUGGUAAUCAGGAUGCAGGUGUUUCCAUUCCAUUUACAUGCGCACGUAGUCCAUUGUGGAAUGAUGAUUUUGGUAUACAUGGUAUGAUUGGUUUGUCAAAUGACGCUGCACACACAGAUGAUAAUCACACAGAUGAUGGUGAUAAUGAAACAAAUGAUAAUGGUGAUGAUAGUGGUGGUCAUGAUGAAGAAGGAGCCAGUGUGGAGUACCCGGAAGUAAGAUUUUCAGGUUCACAAUUUGAGGACAACCCUUUACAAGGGAACUGGAUAGUUCCUGGUGUAGAAAACUAUGCAAUUGAGAUGGACUAUCGAAUCAGACGUUCAUGCACGGUUCGAUUUGAGGCUAGUUGCAAGGAUGUGAACUGUAAGUUUUUGCUUCGUGCAAGAUGCAAACCCGAUUGUUUGUUUUGGCAUGUGGUGAAGUUUAUGCCGGUUCACACAUGUACUCCGGACGUGUAUGAUUCACAUUUUCAGAGUGUGAAGGCUAUUGUUAUCGAAAGUUUGUUCUCAGAAAGAGUGGCGAGUGGAGAAUAUACACCUGGAAUGCUAAUGAGGGAGUUGUUGGAGCAGCAUGGUGUGCAGAUCAUGUACACUAAAGCUUGGAGAUCGUUACAACAUGCAAAGAGACUCACUUAUGGCAAUGCGGCUGAGUCAUUUCAGCAGCUACCCUCAUAUUUUCACAUUUUAAAAGAAACAAAUCCUGAUAGUAUCACUGCAAUAGAGACAGAUGAAAAUAAUAAUUUCUUAUAUUCAUUUUUUACGCUUGGAGCUUCCCUUCAGGAUUUUCGGUCUUACAUAAGACUGGUUGUUGCCGUUGAUGCCACCCAUUUAAAAGGUGAACACAAAGGGGUGAUUUUCGUUGCCACUUGCAAAGAUGGGGAAGAGAUGAUUUAUCCCAUCGUUUUUGGAUUCGGAGAUGGUGAGUCUGACAAGUCAUGGAUUUGGUAUUUAACGAAAUUGAGAGAGGCUAUCGACGUGCGGGAUGAUUUGGUCAUCGUAUCCAAUCGUCAUCAAAGCAUUGCGAACGCGAUGAGCCGUGUCUUCCCUUCUAUCCCACAUGUGUUUUGUUUCUUCCACCUUAAGCAAAACUUGAAGAAACGGUGUAGACAACGAAAAGAUGUGAUGGAUGCAUUCUAUCGUGCAACAUACAGCUACACCACAGUAGAGUGUGAUACAUACUUGGUAGAAAUCCAAUCGAUGCAUCCUCAGACGCAUCUGACAUUGGUGGAAGCAAAAUUGGAAAAGUGGUCACAUGUAUAUUCUCCAAGAAAAAGAUAUUCCAUAAUGACCACCAACAUUGCCGAGUCUCUUAAUAAAUGCAUGAUGAAAGCACGACGAUUGCCUAUAACAAGUGCACAUGAAUUUUUGAGACAUAUGCUUCAGAAAUGGUUCAGUGAUAGGCGUGCUGUUGCUGCGAGACUCGAAACUGAUGUUACCUCUGCUGCAGUGGCACAUAUCAACUUUGUCCAUGACAAAACAGUAGAUCGAGGAUGUCGUGUAGUUCCUAUAAUACACGGGAACAAGUACUUGGUGAAACAUGCUAAGGAAGGCGAUGGGAUUGUUGACAUUGUUGCAAGGACAUGCAGUUGUCGUAAGUGGGACCUUGAUCAAUUGCCGUGUCUUCAUGCAAUUGCUGCUGGCAGGUGCGCAUAUGCACCUCCCAUUAAUCCUCUCCCUAAUCAGUCUGCUUGGGUUAUACUGACGCAAGUUAGAGGUGUGAUUGUACUCCUACCCACACAAAGAAGACAACCGAGUAGACCGAGAGAGGGUCGGAUUCCUUCCGUUAGGGAAACUCGUAUAAGGAAAUCAUGUGGAAAAUGCGGUGCACAGGGACACAACCGUCUUAGUUGCCCUAAUGAAUGGACUUCAUUCAUCGGAGAGUCGAGCAUAGCCUCUACUCAGGAAUCUAGUGUCACUGACAGGGCCGUUGCAAGGGCAAGCAGAAAAUGUGGCAUUUGCAAAGAGACUGGACACACUCGUCAUCGAUGGCCUGUACGGUUGUGCAAUCCUGUUGAUGAUAAUAUUGAAAACGAUGCAAACAAUCAAUAG
Diospyros lotus (date-plum) is the source of this 2406-nucleotide messenger RNA. RefSeq lists its product as uncharacterized. Lineage: Eukaryota; Viridiplantae; Streptophyta; Magnoliopsida; Ericales; Ebenaceae. The transcript has 3 exons. Gene Ontology annotation, molecular function: zinc ion binding. The record is from RefSeq and is a predicted model, not a curated record. Bases 1 to 2406 code for a protein of 801 amino acids.